This is a messenger RNA of Cryptosporidium ubiquitum, 1179 nucleotides long. RefSeq lists its product as uncharacterized. Bases 1 to 1179 code for a protein of 392 amino acids. The record is from RefSeq and is a predicted model, not a curated record. Lineage: Eukaryota; Apicomplexa; Conoidasida; Eucoccidiorida; Cryptosporidiidae. The transcript has a single exon.
AUGUUGAUUAAAGAAAGAAUAAAUAUUUGGUGUAGGAAAUAUUUGAAUAUACAACCAUUAUUUAGAGCCCAAGACAAUGUAGUAAUAUCUUCUCCUGUAGCAGAAAGUUCAUUAAGAAGCAUUUAUGGAAGGGCCACUUCAAAUGUUGCAUCAACCAACCAUUCUGAUUCUACUUCAGGAAUGAAUAUGUCUUCAAACAGUCAUUCAAACGAUAUAUCACAGCAAGAGCAAGCUUCAGAAGAUUCACUUGUACAACUAGUUUGUAAUUACCCUGAAAAAGCGAUUUGGUUUUUAUCAUGUAAUUUAUUAAUAGGAAUGGUAUUUUUCUUAUCUUUUGGAUUAAUCUCAACAGGUAUAACACUCAAAAGUUGGAGAUCGAGCUUCAAUAGCAGUCCUUUUUUAUGUGUUUGGUUAUUGAUUCAUGGGUCUCUUCAAAUAAUACAAGGAAUAUUCAGAUGCUAUUAUAAGAUUAUCCUUAAUAGAGAAAGACCAAAUUCGACUAGUGUUAGAGUAAUUCAAAUUUUACAGGCAGUUAGACGACUCACUACAAAUAGAGCAUGGAAAAUAGGCAAGAUAUUUUCGUUCAUUUAUUAUAUUUGGUUCAUAUUCGGAUUUUAUUGGAUUUUAUCCGUAAGACCAAAUAUUGAGGUUUUCUCAAACCAAUCCAGGGGGUUUUCAAGUAGCCUCAGCGAUUCACAAUUAGCAGAUUAUUCAUUAAUCACUGGUCACAGAUCAUACUUAUUACUAGACAAUAAUUCAUUAUACUCAUUAAAAGACCUUAUUAAAGUUGAUUUUAGGUCAGGGAUAUGGUCCUUAUAUCUAAUUAUUAUGCUUAUAUGUACAUUUAGAAUAAUAUCCAUGGUCAGUUUCUUUUACUUUAUCUUCCCUAAUGUUGUUUCAAGUGAAUAUUCGGAUAAUAAAUUAAGAGCCUGUACAAUUAAUAAACUCGAAUCCCUUCCAGUAAAACCAUAUUUUGAAUGGAAAAAAUUAAAAGAUGAUGAAUUGAUACUUAACAAACAUUCAUUUUUGCAAGAUAAUUGCAUUAUUUGUUUAAACGAUUUUUCUUCAUUCGAAAUGGCACGUUGCCUCCCUUGUAAUCAUGUUUUCCAUGAGGAUUGUAUAGAUAUGUGGUUACUUAGAAAUGCAGUUUGCCCCUUGUGCCAAGCGUCCUUAAAAUGA